This is a messenger RNA of Notechis scutatus (mainland tiger snake), 2330 nucleotides long. The record is from RefSeq and is a predicted model, not a curated record. Lineage: Eukaryota; Metazoa; Chordata; Lepidosauria; Squamata; Elapidae.
AGGGAGGGAGGAAGGAAAAGGAAGGAGAGAAAGAAAGCUCUAUUCUGAUUGAUUGAUUGAUUGACAUCGUUCCUGGCUCCUUCCAAAGGAGCUGAUCUCGUGGCUUCUCCUUCGUCCUCUGCCGCCCUUCUUACCCUCCCUUCUUCCUCCUUUCCCAGGGAGCGAAGGGGCUGGCUGAGGACCAUGGACCCCUCCUCCUGAAAAGCCCAGCGGGGCCAUGUCCACCACAGGCAUUGCGGCCCAGGAGGUCAACCUCUCCUUGAACCCGGGCUUUCUCCGUAAUGGAAGCCUGGAGGCCUGUUGCCGUCGCCACAACGGCCAGCUUGCCAACCCUUUCUUCCACGUGGACUCGGUAGCAAUGGCUUGCAACUUGAACCCAGGACCGCCUCCUCUGACCUCCGUCGGCCAGGUCUCCUGUCCUGAUCCAGACGGUGGUCCGAGCUUCCUCUUCAGAGCCAGCCCUUCUCUCCUUCACUCCCCUGCUCCUUCCACCUCCGAAGACCGCCUCGUUUCCGGCUUCGGCGGACUGUCUCUGACCAUCAGCCGGAACGCCGAGGAGACGCCUUCUCCAAUCCCGGGGAAGAGCGGGCCACUCCUCUCCCUUCCCCUGUCUUCGGCGGAGCGAAGCGCCCGUCCGCUCCCGCCUCUGCCCGUCACCGAAAACUUCCUGCACGACGAAGUGGACCGAGAAGUGGAGUUCCUGACCACUUCGGACACUGAGUUUUUGCUGGAGAGCUGCGCGAGUCCUGGGUUUAAGCUGUUGGCCCAGGGUCAGCGAAGUUUCAGGGGCUGCGGCCAGAUUAACUACGCCUACUUCGACGCUCCGGCAGAGGUGAAGCCGCAACAGGCCGGCUGCCCGGAGAACGCCUGUCCUCCCCUUCCCCCUCCACAACAACCUCACCGCCGGUUGCGCCGCUCCCAUUCCGGCCCUGCUGGGUCCUUCAACAAACCAUCAAUCAGAGUCUCCACCCACCUCUGUCGCUCGUCUCCCAGCUCCGACGACGACAAGCCCGAGGUUCCCCCCAGGGUACCUCUGCCUCCUCGUCCCCUCAAACCCGACCAUCGGAGGUGGUCGGCCGAAGUGACCUCCGGUGCGUAUAGUGAUGAGGACAAACCUCCCAAGGUGCCUCCGCGGGAACCUCUGCCCUGGAGCCAUUCCCGGACGCCGAGUCCCAAAAUGUUGCCGGCGUAUCUCCACGGGGUCAUGCCCCCGACGCAGAGUUUCGCCCCGGAUCCGAAGUACGUCAGCAGCAAAGCUCUCCAGAGGCACCACAGCGAAGGUUCGGCCCACAAGGUGCCCUGUAUCCUGCCCAUCAUCGAAAACGGCAAAAAAAUCAGCUCCACUCACUAUUACCUCUUGCCGGAGAGACCCCCUUAUUUGGACAAGUACGAGAUGUUCUUCCAGGAGGCAGAAGAGGGCAGCUUGAGGCCGGAGGAGGGACGGCAGCCGGCCGGCCAUGAAGCCGCCACGCUGGUCAAGGCUGAGCGCAAACACUUGGCGUGCAUGGUUUCUCCCUAGGGAUUCAGUGAACGCCGCAAAGAGUUGGAAUCUGAGAACGACAAUUCCUCCUCCCAAGGACCCUGUGUAGAGACUUAGCUGCUCCUGGACGUAAAAGGGGUGGUGGAGACGCCAGUGCUGAAGCCUCCUGGACGGACGGCCAUGGUAGCCACGGCUCAAACUGCCGACACCCAUUUGCUCGGGCAGGAGAAGAUUUGGAAGGGGAACAAGCCCUACACAACGGAGGUUGGCCAGUUAUUGAAUAGUCUAGAGCUGCGGUCUCCGGCCUUUACGGUUUUACGGACCGGGGGAGUGGGUGGGAUUGUCUCCGUUAGCGCAGCUCCUUUCUUGCGACCGGCGGGCACGCACAUCAGCCCCUCGCACAAAGGAUGUUACGUGUAUCCGCUCGGUUCUGAACAGGACACGGCCUGGUAGCGGACUGCGGCCCGUGGUUCAGCCCCCCCUUCCGUUCUAGAAUAAUAUAUACCUAUAUGUAGAAACUCACCUCAGUUAGAACGAAUGAAUUGUUGUCUGGCUAAGGAGACCGAUGGCUUUAGCCGAAGAAAGGAAGUUCAGUAUUUUUUAUUUUAUUUUUUGCCGGUGUUAAUAGACGUUUUUCCACUUUGGGGGGUAGGUAACCUUUUAAAUUAUUUCUGUCCUGGGAUGUUUUCUCUUCUGUGUUCCCUUGGGGUGGGGGGUGGGGAAACAUGAGUUGGCCACCCACUUCCCUGUCUAUUCUUUGGGCGACGCAGCCGUCUACAUUUUGGAGGUCCAAGAAAGAUUUAUUUGAUUUCGCUAGAUCAGCGGUCCCCAACCUUGCUAGCUUGGUGGU